Striga hermonthica is the source of this 1149-nucleotide messenger RNA. The record is from the annotation of a GenBank genome assembly. Lineage: Eukaryota; Viridiplantae; Streptophyta; Magnoliopsida; Lamiales; Orobanchaceae.
AUGUUUGGAGCUCUGUCAUUCUUGUUCGCUUUGGUUUCUUUAAUACUUUCUUUCUCAAAUGGCUAUGAAAUUGAUGAAGAUAUUUUCAAUGUCAUUGAUUAUGGAGCCACAAGUGAUGGUUAUACAGAUAAUUCAAAGGCAUUUCUAGAAGCAUGGGAUGCUGCAUGCAGCUCCUUAAUUGAUUCCCCACGAGUGUACGUUCCACCAGACGGGACAUUUUUAUUAAACCCCGUCACUUUUCAGGGCCCAUGCAAUGCACUCAGAAUCAGUUUCGUGAUUCACCUAGCUUGUGGGAUGGGAUGGAUGCAAGUCAAUGGUUAUGAUUUACAGAUAUCAAUGGACUCAGUCUGGAUGGGUUCGGGAACAUCGACGGGCAGGGCCAAUCCUGGUGGGACCAGUCAUGCGUUGAAGUUUCUGGGAUGCAAAGAUAGCAGUGUUAGCAAUUUAAACUUCAUAAAUAGUGCUCAGACGCACAUACUCGUGAGGGGCUGCAAAACCUUCGCCAUUCACAAUGUGCUAAUACAGUCGCCGGGGAAUAGCCCAAACACUGAUGGCAUACAUAUCCAAUCAUCUCAACAAGUCAUCAUCUCCAAUUCAACAAUGAGCUGCGGAGAUGAUUAUAUUUCCAUUGGUGACCACAUUUCUGAUAUUGAAAUCAGCAGAGUUGAAUGCGGACCUGGCCACGGUAUAAGCAUUGGAAGCCUAGGAAAACGUGGAAAUUACGUACAAGUGGAGAAGAUUCACGUGGCUGAUGCCUUCCUCAAUGGAACCUCGAAUGGAGCUCGAAUCAAAACAUGGCAGGUCGGAAGAGGAUAUGUUCGAGACAUAAUUUUCAAAAACCUUAGAUUCAACCACGUCAAGAAUCCCCUAAUCAUCGAUCAGAACUACUGCAAAAUCAGGGGCGCAUGCAAGGAGCGAGAAACUGGAGUUCAAAUAAGCAAUGUGAUAUACAAAGACAUAGUUGGGACAUCCUCAACUGAUAUUGCUAUUAACCUCAACUGCAGUAAGUCUGUAGCAUGCUUUGUAAUAUCAAUGGAGUCCGUAUAUUUAUCGUCAGCAAAAUUCGGGAAGAAGGUCACUGCAUAUUGUAGUAAUGCUUAUGGUGAAGAGACUGAUGUGGUUCCUGGUCCUUGUCUUAUUACUGAAUAA